This is a messenger RNA of Salvelinus namaycush (lake trout), 957 nucleotides long. RefSeq lists its product as uncharacterized. The transcript is spliced from 7 exons. Bases 1 to 957 code for a protein of 318 amino acids. The record is from RefSeq and is a predicted model, not a curated record. Lineage: Eukaryota; Metazoa; Chordata; Actinopteri; Salmoniformes; Salmonidae.
AUGGCUGGCAUCAAUAUCAACAACAAAUGUCAAACAGCUUAUUUGUUUAUCAUAUUGUCUCUCUCUUUUUCAAGGUCCCUGAUCACUAAGCGCUGGUCGUCUGAUGUUCGUCUGGAUGGGAAGACUGCGAUCGUGACGGGAGCUAACACUGGCAUUGGCAAGGAGACCGCCUUGGACCUGGUCAAGAGAGGUGCACGCGUCAUCCUGGCCUGCAGGGACAUGGAGAAGGCGGAGCUUGCGGUCAGUGACAUCGUCAGGGAAAUGGGAGGGGCCAAGGUGGAAGCCAGGAAGCUUGACCUCGCUGACACCAAGUCCAUCUGUGAAUUUGCUGAAAACAUCUACAACACGGAGAAGGUGCUUCACUUCCUGAUCAACAAUGCAGGUGUGGCCAGCUGUUCUUACAGCACCACUGUAGAUGGAUACGAGAUGCAGCUUGGAGUCAACCACCUGGGUCACUUCUUUCUGACUUUCCUCCUAUUAGAUCUGCUGAAGCACUCCGCCCCCUCCCGUGUCAUCACUGUGUCGUCAUCGGCCCACGCCAUGGGCAGGAUCCACUUUGAGGACCUGAACAGUGAGAAGGAAUACCACCCUGUCAAGGCCUACGUCCAGAGCAAACUGGCUAAUAUACUGUUCACUAGAGAGCUGGCCAAGAGGACCGCGGUUCUAGGUGUGACAGCCUAUGCAGUGCACCCGGGGGUAGUGAACACUGAUCUGAUGCGUCACAUAAAGCGCCCCCUACAGCUCAUGUUUAAGAAGUUCAGCUACUUCCUCAAGACGCCAGCAGAAGGAGCCUACACCACUCUGUACUGCAUCCUGACCCCUGAUUCUGAACUCACCUCUGGGGGUUACUAUAGUGGGUGUGCACAGGCAGUGUGUGCCAGGGCUGCUAGUGAUGAAGGCACCGCUCUCAAACUCUGGGCUGUUAGCUGUCAUCUACUGGGCAUCUGCUGGAGAUGA